AUGUUUCUAUUAGAACCACAACUGCACAAUCCUGUGUAUUUUUUUGUAUCUUUACAAGAUUUCUCUAAGUCCGUGACACCUGGGGGUCAUAUCACCGGUCAGAACGAUAUUCCACUUACUCCUCUACUUCAUGACGAGAAAGGAGAAAACGCUUGGUUUGUUGCUGGAGUCAUUCCUUUGGAUAAGAAGAACACAUUUGAGCGUGUACUGUGGAGAGCUUGCAGGCGAACGGCUUUUGUACGCAUUAGUGAUAUAACACUCACUCUCGAAGACCCCGUAACGCUCGAUCCUAUCCUGAAAUGUGUGUUUAUUGUCUUCUUCAAGGGAGAAAGUCUCAAGCUUAUUAUCGACAAAGUGUGCGAUGGGUUCAAUGCUCGACAAUACCCAUGCCCGAAAACGUCGAAAGAGCGGCAGACAGCGCUGUUUGAAACAAUAGCUCGGAUACAAGAUCUCAAAAUAGUUAUAGAUAGCACUCAGAAACAUCGCUUUCAGGUAAGCAUCUGA
This is a messenger RNA of Strongylus vulgaris, 504 nucleotides long. Lineage: Eukaryota; Metazoa; Nematoda; Chromadorea; Rhabditida; Strongylidae. The record is from the annotation of a GenBank genome assembly.